UUAGACUCUAUCGCUGUUUGCUCUGCAGCCGGGCCAGAUCGACGCGUACGCGUGCCUUGGCGGUCCUGCGGUCACCCUCCCGAGUCCUGGCCGUGCAGUCGAUCGGGCCGUCGGCGAUGUUUUAUUUCCACUGUCCACCACAGCUAGAGGGCACUGCACCCUUUGGCAACCAUUCCACGGGAGAUUUCGACGAUGGAUUUCUGCGGAGAAAACAGCGCCGUAACCGGACCACGUUCACUCUUCAGCAGCUAGAAGCUCUGGAGGCAGUUUUUGCCCAAACACACUAUCCUGAUGUCUUUACCAGAGAAGAGCUAGCCAUGAAAAUCAACCUCACAGAAGCCAGAGUGCAGGUUUGGUUCCAGAACCGAAGAGCCAAAUGGAGGAAAACGGAGAGAGGGGCCUCUGACCAGGAGCCAGGAGCCAAGGAACCCAUGGCAGAGGUGACGCCUCCACCCGUGAGAAACCUCAGCUCUCCGCCCCCAGGGGACCAGGCCCGGAGCAAGAAGGAGGCCCUGGAGGCCCAGCAGAGCCUGGGACGCACUGUGGGUCCCACAGGGCCGUUCUUCCCCUCUUGCUUGCCGGGAACCCUCCUGAAUACAGCCACCUAUGCCCAGGCCCUGUCACACGUCGCCUCCCUGAAAGGGGGCCCCCUGUGCUCGUGCUGUGUCCCCGACCCCAUGGGACUUUCCUUCCUCCCCACCUACGGCUGCCAGACGAACCGCACGGCCAGCGUGGCCGCCCUGCGCAUGAAGGCUCGUGAGCACUCAGAGGCUGUCCUGCAGUCGGCCAACCUGCUGCCGUCCACCAGCAGCAGCCCCAGCCCAGUGGCCAAGCCGGUGCCCCCCGAUGGCAGCCAGGACAAGACCCCUCCCAGCAAGGAACAGAGUGAGCGCGAGAAGAGCGUAUGAGGGGCCUGAGUGGCCAAGCCCGCCGUGCCCUCCCCCCAUGCUUCUCCCAGCCUCGGCCCCCAUGGAAAACUCUCCAAAGAGCGAGGAAGAAGCCUGCUACCCUGGGCCUCCUCACAGACUCAGGAAAGGAAGCGAGAACCACAGCUCCCCCAGUGAAUGGAGAGUGCCUCUGGAGUCCCCCCCAAGUGGGGCUGUUCUGUCUCAGCUUCUUUGGUGUCAGGUCCCGAUGGUACUCGUGGGUACCAGAGUCUGCUCUGUGGUGAUACCCCUGGGGUUUCCAUCUUGGCCCAGAGGUCUGGAGAGAAGGCAAGUUUUUCACCCCUUCACUUACCUGUCCCUCUCCUGGGCCGCCUUUGGAGGUCUUAUCAACCCAGAGAACUGUGGCGUGGGUCAUCUUUGAGAGAUGCCCAGGGCUCAGUCUUAUGUUAUGAAAUGGGACUCUCCGCCUGACAUUAAGAACCAGGCAAUCGCCGAGAUCCCAGCCAGCUCUGUCCCUUCCAGCAAGACGAGCAGCAGUGCCCUCUUCUCUCAUGCUGGCUGUGGACUUGGUUGCGUUGGAAGGAGAGAAGCUGUGGGAGUAGGGAGGUGCCAGCAAGACAGAGCCUGUCCCCAGGGGGAUGUGGUAGCUCUGCCACUGGGCACUGUUGGCCAACCACAUGGGCCGUCAGCUCCAAGAACUGGCGCUGCCACCUUGACACUGAAGCCCCAGAGCAAGUGUGGGCCCUUAACAGCAGCACCCGCCUGCAGCCCCUGCCUCUCUGGACUGGAUCUCUAGGUUGGUGGGACGCUGACCAUCUGGAAAGCAGUGCUCUGGUCCAGGAGACACUAAGAGUCCUCAGAGGAGGACGAACCCCCAGGAAUGCCUCUGAAAAGUGCGCGUCUGGAUGAACUUCCUGUCUGCAGGUCUCUGGCACGUGGAAGGGGCUCCCUAGCUGUUUCUUCUUCUUUUUUUUUUUUUUCCAAUGGAAGGGAAAAGAAGUAGGAAACAAGAAUGGCGUAUGUGCAGAAGUGGAGCAAGGGGAAGAGGGCUCCCUUUUGGUGUGCAGAGAAUUAAUUCCAAAGGGCCAGAUCUCCUAGAAGUUUCCAUUUUGGUUGGGUGUGUCUGUUUUUUCUUGUGUGGACAGUGAACUUGAAGAGAUCAAAGGGGAAAUGUGCAAUAGCGUGGGUUCUGUCGCUCCCUGGCAGGGAUAUCUGUUCCCAGAAAGGUUGCAGUCUCUGAUGGCUUGCUCAUGGUGUUUCCAUGCAAACCGUUAUUGCUUUUAUGAUUGUUUUCCUUUCACUUAUUAUAAUCAAAGGUUCUAGCUUCAGAUCACUUUGCCCCUCUUUUUACCUUCCCUUCCAGAAGCCCCCCAAAUAACACUCUUAAUGUAUUGUGCCUCGUUCUCUGAUUACCGCAAAGCGUUUGAUAAAAUACACUGUCUCCUUACAAAAAAAAAUCAAGUCCUUCCUGCUGUAUUUUGCUUGUUGAGUACAAAGAUGAAACGAUUUGCCAAAAAGCAGCAAAGUCGCUUCCGUUUCUCUGUAAUUACGAAUGUUCUGUUGAACGAUGUAAGCUCAAGCCCUUAUGUACACUAACUCUUCAAUCUAAUUGUUUGAUUAAACUCGUAUUUCCUCCAGAAAGGUACAUAAAUAAGUGAACUGUUGAGCAAAUUAAGAAUACUUAACAGCAUUGCAUCUGAAAAGUAGUUACGCUGAUUAAAUUUUGUGUCCUUGAGGACUUUCAGGAAAUUACUUUUGAUCGUCAAUAACACAAUUAAGUAAACUACACACACAUUAGCAUGAAUAAUUGAUAAGAAAUUAUGUAUUACCACGAAGCACUGAUUUAAUAAUUCAUGAUGCGACACUCUAGUGACUGUGCAAAACUGGAUAACAUCGAAAAGUCUGCCUGAUAUUACUGAAAGAAAGGAAAAAAAAAAGCAGCAAGCCUCUGCAGAGAUAUGGAGUACUUAGUUCUGUUGUACAAAGGGGAAAAUCACCUUGCAUGCUGUAGUUUCUGUUUGUUUAAAUACCUGAAUAAAUUUAGAAGAGUUAAAAAGAAAGAUA
Molecule: messenger RNA, 2951 nt
Organism: Bubalus bubalis (water buffalo)
Lineage: Eukaryota; Metazoa; Chordata; Mammalia; Artiodactyla; Bovidae
Gene: DRGX
Product: dorsal root ganglia homeobox
Exons: 6
Coding region: 117-908 (263 amino acids)
Biological process (GO): regulation of transcription by RNA polymerase II
Molecular function (GO): DNA-binding transcription factor activity, RNA polymerase II-specific; RNA polymerase II transcription regulatory region sequence-specific DNA binding
Source: RefSeq, a predicted model, not a curated record